AUGGCUCGAUCAAAUACAUCACUCAAAGAAAUUGCUGAAGAUAUCAGAGAUAAAGAGAAAAAUAUAAUUUUCGGACUCUGUUAUGAUAAACUCUUGCCAAAAAACAUGGAAAUAAUGAAACAAUUGUCAAACGAAUUCAAUCAAUGUAAUGAAAAGAUGAAAAAUGAUAUUUUUGAAGAAUUGGCUCAUUUGCAUUCUUCUGAUCUUUGGAUGCGAUCAAUCAACUUUAUUAAGGAGUAUUUAAAUGACAAAAGAAUGACAAUUGGAACUCUAAGAUCUUUUAUCGAGAAAAAUAGAUCAGAGAUUGCCCAGCCAAAAAAGAUUAAUAUUCUAGAUUAUUUUGAAAAGCCAACAGCUCCUACAGACCAAAAUAAUCAAAAAUAUAUUCAAGUCGGACGUAACUUAAUCAAAUUUUCUUAUUUUAAAUAUUUAGUUUCUGAAGCACAAAAGUUUAAACUUGAAGCAAUAUAUUUACUUUCCAACGAAAUCUCUAUUGAUGAAAAAUAUUUCAUGAAAAGAAUUUUAUCAAGAAAAUUUUACAUUUUUGAUUCAAUCGAUUUUGAACAAACAUCGAAAUUUUUACUUGAUGAAAUCAAUUAUAAUUGUAGUUGGAGAGUUCCCUAUUCUCAUUAUAAACCAGGUAUUGGUGAAUUCGAUUUUUGUCAGGAAAUUAUAUCUCAAUAUUCUUUGGAUAUUUUAAUGAUUUUUCCAUCUAUCAGUUCUAAAUAUAAGAAAAAUUUAUUGGAUAUGUUCUCAAAAUCGGCAUACAAGAUUCAAUUAUCAAACUAUGAGCAUCCAUUUAAUUUUUCAAACUAUAGAUUCUACAAUUGUUGUAUGGAAACUUUUAAUCUUGCUUACAACAAAAAGUUUUCAGCUUGUUCAUGUAAUCAAAACUUUGAAACGGUUUUUGCUUUAAAAAGUACUGGAUUUUAUUGGUCCAAUAUUGGAAUGUUUAUUUUUCCUUUUGUAGCUAGCUAUGAAUGCGUCAAAAGACCAGAGAAAAUGAGGGAAGAAACAAGAAAAUUUAUCCUUGAAAAGCUUAAUGAAAAUUGUUUUAAAUCUGAUUUACUAUCUGAUGUAUUGAUGGGAAAUGAUAGAAAAGGAAAUGAUAGCGAAUAUUCUAUUUGUGUUCAGAUUUUAAAUAAUCAAGACUACCAACUUGAAACGUUUUCGAACUUUUAUAAAAUUAUUGGAAUGAAUAAUAACAUGUAUGAUCCAUAUGAACUUGAAAACGCCAAAAUUUUAUUAUCAUUUGAUUUCUCUAAAUACGAAAAUGUCGCAAAUUGUUACAAAUCAUUGCAAUCACGAGUGUAUUCAAAGGUCAUCAAUCAACUAGAUUAUUUAACAUAUAUAAUUAAAGAGAAAAUUGAAAAGAAAGGGAUUAAUUUCGAAAUAAUAAAGUAUUUCAUCGAAAAUGAAUUUAUUAUAUUAGAUGAUAUAUCCUCUAGUGUACUAAAAAUGCUGAUGAAUGUUUCAGAACAAGAAGAAGUCAAAGAAUAUAUUCAAAUUGGAAAAGUUGAAAUAAAUCCUGUUGAAAGUGAUUUAGACAUUUCAUGGAUUCUUGAUUUAGUUAAAUAUUCAGAGAAAGUCAAAUUCAUUUAUUCUCUGAGAACAUAUGAUUUUGUCAAUAUCUACAAGAGUUUGCAAAAGGAAGACAAACGAGAAAUUGAAAUGAUUAAAGAAUUUCUUAAAACAGGAAAUUCGAAAGUUCUUGAUUCAUAUGAAAAUGAAAUUUCAGAAGAAUUUUUUGACACAUUUGUUUCACAUCCCGAAUUUUUCAACACUAACAACUUGAUCAAAUCUAUCAACAAUCUUUCACUUCCAUUCAAAACUCUUAAUGAAAAUAGCAUUUGUGUUCUCAAUCAACUUAUUGAAGAAUACCGGAGUGACUUAGAGAUCAGUUUUCCAUAUUCUAAUUUCUUUUAUUUCUUCAAACAUUGUGAAGAAAUUUUUCCAUUUGUUAAAGAAAUUGAUGGCUUUUGGAACUACAAACCACCAAAAUACCAAUCAUUUUCCGGAUUCAUCAAAGACAUCAACAAGAUGGUUCACAAAAAGAAAAUUCCAACAGACUUACCGAAAUUACAAGCAUUUUGCAACUCAUUUGAAUCACAAGAAGAAGAACUUUACAUUGAUGAUAUCAAAUACAUUAAAACUGAAGGUAAGUAUCAAAUGAAAACACUUAUGAAUCUUGAAAUUUCACAAAAUGUCACAGAUGUUUCAGAUAAGUUCAUUUCUGAUUUGAAUGAAGAAAAGUUAACAGUUGGUUCACUCAUUUUAAGAUUACUUCAAAAUUCAAAUGCAUUUGAAUGUAAUAUGAAAAUAUUCUCCAAUUACUUCAAAGAAAGAAACGAAGAGCAGAAAUUGAAAAUCGAAAAACAAAGUAAUCUUUCUGAGUUUUAUUUCAAUCUUCAAAAAGAAAUUGAAUCCAAAGAGAAAAUCCACAAAACAAAGAUCUCAUUUAUUAACGAUUUUAAUGAUGAUCUUCCAGAAAAAAUGACGAAAGAAAGAUUUUAUUUGUUCGAAAAACUUUUAUUUGUUGACAAAAAUAAGUGGAAACUUAUUGAAAAUUCAUUUUUAGCUGUUUUCACAUUUUGUGAAGAAAACCAUUUGUUCCGAUACCAAGAACAUAUUAUUGCAUAUACAUUGAAAUGUAUUGAAGAAAACAACAAUAUUUUCUUUACAAAUCCAUUAAAAGAACUCUACAAAUUCAUUUUGAAUCAAGUUUCAAAUGAAAAACAAAAUGAAUUCUCAGACAUCUAUAAAUUUAACAAAGAAAAUGAAGAUAAAAUCUCACUAAUCCAAUCAAACAUGAAAUCUGAAGUUAUUAAUGCAGCCAAAUCUGAUUUUGCUUCAUCAAAAAGUUCAGAAAUCAAAGAAAAAUUUAAAAUAUAUUCUAGUUAUUUUCCAAAAAUUGUUAAAAAUGUUCCUCUUUUGAUGGUAAAGCCAAAAUUCGAAAGUGUUGAUUAUUCAUUUGAUAAAGUUAAGUUCUACAACAUGAUUUUGUCAUACAAUCAACUGAAUUUGGAUCUUUCUGAAUACAAAGAAUUUGUUGAAUACGAUUUUGUUUUCCAAGAUAAAGGACCUUUGUAUGUCAAAAACAUUAAAACAGACAAAUCAUAUUGUUAUUCUCAAUCACAAAGUCCUCAUUUAUUAACACUCGGCAACAGUUCCAAAUCCAAUUACAAAUUCGAAAACUCAAAUCCAGCAUGGACAACAGUUCGAAUUCCAAAAAUUCGUCAAAACUUUGAAGAUUACAACUUUGAAUUUUUCUGUAAUUUGUAUCAAGAACUUGAAGAUUUGGUGCGAAAAGAGAAUAUUGAAUCUCAAACUAUUUUUGGACUUAAUUUCAACGACUUUACUGAGUUUUUAGGAACGAUUUCAAAGAUCAAAAAAGAAAAUUUCUCAUUUAACUUCCAAAAUCAUAUGAAUUCAAUAAAAUUAGAUUCAACUUACCCGAAUACAUUCGGCAUUAUCAAGAAAUUUAUUGACAUAUCAAAAGAAAUUAAAGAUAAUGACACAAAUAAAGACUUAGAAAAGCUCGUUUUAGAAAAACUAAGCAAAAUUAAAGAAAUUGAAAUACCAAACAUAAAUUAUUAUAAUAAUAGGAAUAUCUUUUUCAAUUUGCAAACAAAAUUUACACCAAAAAUCAUUGUAACAAGUGAUGGAAUCAAACCAAAUUUCUCUCAAAUUUACUUUUGCAAUCACAAUGUUAAUUUCGAAAUUUUAGAAAUUUACAUCUUGAUUGAAGGAUCUUUUCAGUUUUUAGAUGUCUUUGUUGAAUCAUCUGCUAAUAUUAAAUCAGAAGUUGUUGAAGAUAAGAUCAUUUUAACAGUUGAUUUAUCAUCCAAACAAAAUAAAAUUGAAGGAAUUUUGAAAAUUUUGGAUCUCCAUAUUCCAAUAUGUCUGAAUUUCAAAUUUAAUAAAUGGAAUUCAAGCAUAAACGGCCCUAAUUUUGUAUUUAAUAAAAUACAAUCAGAUUUAGAUUUUAGAACAGCAGAUAUUGAACCAAUUAACACAAAUAAAAUGGCAAGAAUUGUUGAAUUGAUUGAAUCAUAUAAAAAUAUGAGUGAUAAAUUCAGUGCUCUAUUCUUCAGUUACUUGAAAUCAUAUCAGCCUCAUUUUCCUAUUAAUUUGUUGAGAACAUUUUCUAUUAUGUAUUCAUUACAUGAAUUCUUUGAAUCAAGUUUAAUCGACAAUUUUUGUCCAUUUUAUUCUUCAUCUGAAGAAUUUGAAACUUCAUUUUGUCAUUUACUUCGAAAUCUUGGAAUUGAUACUUCUUCGGAAGAAAAAGAUUUUGAGUUUUACAACAUCUUUUGUUACAAGUCUCCAAGUGGUUUAGUUGUUGAUGAUCCUAAUAUCAAACGAAAAAUAACUAUAAUAAAUGAAAUUGGAGCUAAAGAAACUGAAACAUUGCAACAAGAUAUUGCUGAACAAAAGGAUGAACAUUAUACUGAUAAAAUAGUUAUUGAAAAAGAAAGAUCAAACCAAAUGAAUAUUACUUCGGAACGCAAAUCAUCAAAAGUUGAAGCUAUUACUGAAGAAGUGAUUACUGAAAUAACUAAUCCUUAUCAAGAAAAUGUUAGUCAAACUUAUUUUUCUGAAGAAAGUUUUGUUCAGGAGAAUCAAGCCAAUUAUUUACCUGAAGAAAAAAUCAAAACAACUAACCAAAUUGAAAUUGAAACUAAAGUCGAAGAAAAGCAAUAUCAAAAUGAAAGAGUUUUCAAUCAAAUUUCUCAAAACCAGGAUCAAAUGAAGUCACAAGAUUUUAAUAAUAUUCAAAACUAUCUCAAUGCGCAUAUGCAGAUGCAGAAUUUUCAGGAGCGAAUGCAGCACCAAAUUCAAUCUCAGAUUCCUCCUCAAUUUCAGAGAAUGAUUCCUCCUCACAUCCAAAACAAUCCACAAGCUAUUAUUCAAUAUCAGCAGAUUCAACAGCAAUAUCGAUCGCUGCAAAUUCAGCUCUCAUAUAUUCAACAAUCUGCAUUUCAAUUUUAUCAACAAUUUGGAAUUAAUCCAAUUAAUGAAAUUUUAAUGUCAAAUGGAAGCUUUUUCUAUCCUCCGUACAUAGAAAACGAACCACAACAACAAACUUCUCAACAUUUCACCAUGCUCAAUGACACAUCUCAGCAGAAGCCAAAAUUGUGA
Messenger RNA from Trichomonas vaginalis G3, 5142 nucleotides. RefSeq names its product zebrafish dkey-56m19.5 family. The transcript has a single exon. The coding region runs from base 1 to 5142 and encodes 1713 amino acids. Lineage: Eukaryota; Parabasalia; Trichomonadida; Trichomonadidae. The record is from RefSeq and is a predicted model, not a curated record.